This is a messenger RNA of Ectocarpus sp. CCAP 1310/34, 3875 nucleotides long. The record is from the annotation of a GenBank genome assembly. NCBI's taxonomy places the organism in Eukaryota, Phaeophyceae, Ectocarpales, Ectocarpaceae.
CGUUAUUCACAGCUGAUCUCCACACACGGCAGUCUCUCUUCAUUUUGUAUCUACUAGUGCCAGAAUCCGCACCACUGGCUAUCGGGCUUACACCCUUGGGAACAGAUAUAGAAAGAGGGCGAGAGAGAACGAGAGAGCUUUACUCGCCAAUCAAGAGAUACUGCGAAAUACCGGUUCGCUCGGGGUGUUUUGUUCUGUGAGCCAUCAAGACCGUCAAAGCCUGUCAGGGCAUCAUCAGCGCCAGGAUCAGAGGGGAGGGAAGCAUCGGGAAGAAGAGCUCGACGCCGGGAACAUCCUGGUACCUGUACACGCCGCCCACCGACGAACGAAAAGGCUGCAGGACAAGAACGAAGCAUGGUUUCCGAUUUUCGGCGUGCGCUGGUGGGGGUGGCCGUUCUGAUCGGGUUGGCGCAGCGGUCGUCGGGGAGCGGCUGGAGUGGUCUUCGCGCCGGGCAGUACUACCGCGAUGGCAGAAACGUCGACGCCGGGUACGACGCAAGACUGGGCUUGGGCGGCGACGAUCGGGGGGGCGUACGCUCGCUCCAGACCGCCACCGACCCGCUGUGCAGCUUGCCGGAGGAGAAUCCUUGCACGUUGAACACCACGGCCAUCGGCAUGGUGGAAUCGGGCACCUCCACUUACUACGACGACACAUGCGAGGCGGGGAUUCAAGGCUGCUACACUGACGGGGUCCGCGAGUGCCGGACGUGCUAUCUAUCUACUGAAAUCUACAUGGAUGCCACUAAUGCCACCGAGGCCUCUCGCCCACCGUGGGCCAUGUGCCCGUGUUGCGUUCCCGCGACGCUCCAAAGCGACCACGACGACAUCGAGGUCAAGGCGUUCAACUACUCGGUGUUCGGCAUCUCGGCAAGCGACUGUACCAUCACCCCCACAGUUACGCCACUGGUCAGCUCUGUUGCUCCCACUGCCGUCGGCGGUGCGCCGACAGUCAGCACCACUCCUCCUCCCGUCGAUCCUCCGACAGACACACCACCUGUUACUCCUACUCCGGAGCCUACUUCGGGCUCAAGGGCAAUGGACACGCCAGUCCCAUCUGUCGCGGGAUCAACAUAUAUUCCGUCGACACCCAUUCCAACCCCCGGGGCCUCUUCCGAUGGUGCUGGUGCCGACGCCGAUACAGAGAACGUCAAUGCUUCCGACACGGAUGAUGGGUUGAGCAUGGGUGCCAAGGUCGGAAUCGGUGCUGCUGCGGCCGUCGGCGUCAUAUUCCUCGGAGUCGUAGGAUUUCGCGCCAUUAAAGCUUCCAGCAGGGUUGAGUGAGACACACAAUGUCCCACCGCACUGCAAAACAAGGGGCGCCCCACUGACUGCCUCGCCUGGGCAAGGCUUGAGCGCGGGCGGGGCUUGAGACACCGAAGUCGCUUUUGCGCUAACCGAACUAGCUUGUUGAUCGCAAGGCCCUUCACUUUUUUUUUUGAGGCAAUGUUCCCGACGCCAAACCGCACGAAGCCUCGUUCGCAUGGACGUUGCACUGCCGAGAAAUGGACUGUCAUGUUGGUCGUCGGACACUUUGGGUGGAUCAUGCGCAAGGCCCCCGACAUUUAUGGCGUUACUCCUCGCGGAAGGUCAGGUUGAAGGGGCCUAGCUCGCAGUGGUGGGGAAGAUUUUCAGUCGAGUUGGUUCGGCUAUGUGUUGUGGAGUAGUUUGGGCAUGUUCACGAUCGAAGCGGGAAAGGAGGUGAAGAAUGUUGCAUUCGCGACCCUUUGUUACUGCGCUUUCGAUGGAAAGGUUCUCGUGUGGUUAAUGGAUUCAUAGCGCGUUUACAGUAAUAAAUAUGGCUUGCUUCAUUCGGUGUUUCUCGUGACGAGUUCCUGUUGCCCCUUUGCGGACUGCAGAAGGGAGGAGGCUAUCUCCGAUCGAUCUAGCGUUUGUUGCGAUCGUGCCGGCUUAACUUCUCUGUGUGGAGGGGACGAGCUGGAGUUGAAGUUGAGGUGAAGCCGUGUUCGGAGGUUAUUUAUGGGGUGAAGGUGUUUUGGUAGAUUGGUUCGGCAUGGUCUGCGAAGGGCAGUAAUUGGUUGAUGUUCAUGGUGGUAUUUUAUGCCUUUCUUCAUGGAGAGGUUGCGUUUCGGCAGCGUGUUACGUGCGAGUACAAGUUAUGUAUUUGAAGCUUGGAGAUCAUGCAUGCUUGAGUGAGGUUGAGGCUAAAGUCACCUAGCCUCCACGCAUCGGUGUUGGCGUGUUCAUCGUGGAGUGCUUAUAUCGGGAAUCAGCAAGCAGCCUUUGGGUCAAAAAAAUGCAGACGGGUGCUUGAAAUCGCGUGUUGUUUUUUUGGCUGGCUGCAGGGCACGGUGUACUUCGAACUGAGGAACAGGCUGAGGAUUAUAACCGUUAGGCUGAAUGUUUGGCGUGCAGCAUGUCAUGCCUUUGCGGCUUUGACGGGAUGCUGAUGCUUCCGUGUGCCUCAACGUAGGCCUGCCUAUUCGCGAUUUGCUUGCUCUCGUUGAUUUACGACGAUGAUGAUGGCGGUGGCAUCUACGACAGUGUCUUGUCCUUUGUACGAUACUGCCGGCCACAUCUGAGAGCUACCCACCGCUUCUUUUCUAGCUGGGACGGGAACGACGAGUGUAUGCAGGGUAAAGGCAUCACUUGGUCCGCUAUAAGCGCGAUACGCUGAGCUGGAUCCAAAAGGGAAUUCGUGCGGUGCGGUGACAAGAGAGGUGGGUUUUGUUCUGCGGGCUUUUUUGUGCAUUUGUUUCGCCACUAGUGGUAUCUUAUUUGUUGCAAGACCGGUUUAUUUUCAUUAUUUUUACACAAUGUACAGUGGUUUGAUAGCGUGUACAUGAAGGAUUGAUAUUCUUGCCCUUGGCUUUACUUGGCGCCCACCCUGGUACUGACGGGUGGGGUAUCUUAUCGUGACUUUGACUGCUGUAUGAUAUUCUUCUUUCGUGUCCCCUUCCGUUUGCAGUUCGUAUCAACUGCUGGAGGCUGCAUGUGUUUCUUCUGCUGUUGAUUCACGUCUUCUGGGUAAGUAUAGCCGACCGUUUGCGCAUUGUGGGAACGUAAAUUCAUGCCUACCCACGUUUGAAUUGUUAGGUGGCCGGUGGUAUCUACGCUUUUCGUGCGUGUGUGAAAUUUCCUGCGAUAGGCGAGUUGUCCAGCCGACCAUGUUGGUCAUGGGCUGGUAUGAGUACACGUUUUUUUUGCUACUUCCUCCUGAAUGUAUAGCAGUAGCUUAGUCUUAAAGGUGUCUUCAAGCGCAAAGUGCGGAGGGUUGCUCAGGCGUGCUGUUUUCGACACUCUGCGCCUCUUCUUACCGGCGGCUACUAGAGGUACUUUUUGGGGAGUUUCACACUUACUUUGAGUUACUGGGGCAAUAGGGGGGGGUACUUCGUACGUCACAACGAUUAUGAUGGUGAGAACCAAAGCAACAGCAACAAGGAUGGCCACGGCUGUCCCUUCGUGAGGCAGCCAGAUCAGGCUAUUGUGCCCACAAACGACGUCUUUCCAUGGCGAGCGUUUUGAACGCAGCUGGUUGACUUUUGAAACGUUUUCGUUUCACAACCCCUGGCACGGGUGUUUCCCGGUGUUUCUUGCAUCCACCGUCGAGGGCUUGGUUGUUUCGUCGGUCACCCGCUUCUUGCGGCCUCUUACUCUUGUUCUUGAGCCAUCGCUCGCACAUGUAUCUCUUUGUCGCUUCGCCUUGGCGUUGACGACGAACACUAUUGUGAAGGUGGCCCUUUGCAACGUCGCAGCCAUUUCAUCCGUCCCCGCAGCGCUGCCGUUCGAUGACCCCACUCUAUGAAGCCAGGGUGCCUCCUGGGGCACACCUAUGUGAAGUAGCCACUAUGCACUCUGGCGAAAUAAGCUCAUCGAUCCGCGGGGUGGCCGGGAGAUGACCAGCUGCUCUCGCCGGU